UCUCUACUAAGCAUAGAAAGGAGUUCACCAGUGAUAAGCUGGAUCGAUACACCGCUUUCUAAGAUCCUAUAUAGUGAUAAAUUGGGGUCCGAACGGUUGUCCCAAUGUGACCAGCUUAUUAAGCUUUCAGUCCUUCUCCCGACUGGCGGACGCAAAUGCGCGGCCUGGUCAGAGGAAAUCGAAAAUGAAACUAGGUAA
Molecule: messenger RNA, 198 nt
Organism: Serpula lacrymans var. lacrymans S7.9
Lineage: Eukaryota; Fungi; Basidiomycota; Agaricomycetes; Boletales; Serpulaceae
Exons: 2
Source: RefSeq, a predicted model, not a curated record